Stylonychia lemnae is the source of this 2325-nucleotide messenger RNA. Lineage: Eukaryota; Ciliophora; Spirotrichea; Sporadotrichida; Oxytrichidae. The record is from the annotation of a GenBank genome assembly.
AUGAAGUGUAUUAUUACUUCUCAAAUUAGCUUAAAAAAUGCUUGCCAGAUUUAAACAAACUUCAUGUGCUUUAGGUAUUUGAUUUAUCAAAUGCUUCUACUUGCAAUCUUUUAGCUAUAAGGUAGACCUGAAAAUUGCUUCAGCAAGGAUCAAUUCCCAAUAUUUGUAGGUGAUGGCAAAAAUGACUAUGAGAUUUCUGUCAUUGCUACAGAUCGUAAUGACUAAGGCUUCCUAUUUGGAGGUACUGACUCAUAAAAUUCUUAUAUUGUUUUUACUGGAAAUAUCGAAAAUGAUUUUUAUAAGGCAUUUUCAUUAGUUGGAGUACUAGAAUCAAAUGGACAGCAAGUUUUUAAUGUAGCAUUUAAAUACAAUGUAGAUGUAUAAGCUCUUUACCCUCAUAUUUUAAAGUUUUUAGAAUCUUAAAACUUGCACAUUGGAUGCCUAUAAUCAAAAUCAAAUUAAAACUUUAUUGGCUAUUUUACUUUACAAAAUUCUCAAGAAUCAUAAAAUUACAACUAUGGUGGCAGAUAUCUUAUUUAGUAAGAGUCAAUAGAUGGUAACUAUUAGCUAUAAUGUUUGGAAAUAAGUUACUAUACUGAUACAAAUUACUAUGAUGGGGAGGAUAGACUUUUUGUAAUUCUAAUAGAUUAUGAAAAGUUUUUUGACAAGAACCAAGAUGAAAUCUUAGUAGCUUGGUAUGAGUCUUCAAAUAAUCCUGGAAAGAAAAUAUAUUGGACUCAGAUACUUAGUUAGUUAGAAUAAUAUUAAUAUCUUUAUCUAAUUGGAAGGUACUACCAUUAAACAUCGGGCAAUUCCUAUGGAGUUAUUUAUAGAAGUUAGCCCACUGGAAAACAAUUUGGCUGCUAUGGAUUCAAUGAUUUAGUGUCUGAUAUUACUGAUGUAGGCUAAAAAACCGAAAUAAUGAAAAAUUUUAUAUAAGGGUAACAAGAUCAACCAUCUAUAGAUGUGGAUUGGGUGAGUCCUUAUUAUAGUAUAAAGCACUAGAUGACUUUAGAACUUACUGACAUUAGAAAAAAUCAGCAUAUGUUUGAUAAUGACAAUAGCUGCAGUUUAGUAGGAGGAUACCCCAAAAUUGAAGUUUCUUAAGGAAAAUCAUUUAAAAAUACCACUGUCUGCUUUAUAGGAUGUCCCUGCACCAUUAAAAUAGGAAACUACUCAAUUAAAAGCUGCUCAGAUGUGAGUUUUCUAGAAUUUAGCAUCACAGAUAAGAAUGAAGACUUAGACUAGAUUACUAGACAAUAAUAAAUUGAUUUUUCUACAAUUAUACUUGAAGUAUCUCUCUAAGAAACUAGUAAUAGCCAUCCAUAAAAAAAGAUAUUUAUUGGCAAACAUACAAUAGUUGUCAAGGCAUUUGUGAAAUUAAAAAAUGGAUUUACAUACAGUUAUCAUGAAUCUUAAUUCACUCUACAAGUAGACUUCUGCUAAAAUCAAUUGAAUUAUAUAAAAUUUCCCAAUUUUAAGAAUAUGUUCUUUAUGAUUGGGUAGGAUGCAGCUAAUCAAACAUUUAUAAAUCAUAGCUUUGAGCCAUCUGGAUGCACAAAUCCUUAAUACUACUUGUUUUUAAAUAAUGGAAGAAACUUGCCUAGUUGUAUUUAUCUAGAUUAAGAUUAAGGAGUGAUUGUUAUUAAAUGCACUGAGUCUAAUUUAAAUGGAAAGGUAACUGCAAUAAUUAAUGAAAAAGAUUAAAUAGGUUAAGCUAUUUUCAUUAAUAGGUUCUAGAUUUACCUUAUAUCAAAUGCUUAUAUGAUCAAUACUGCAGCUCCAAUGUUUUUAGAGCCAUUAUAGGAUUAGACUUUGGUUGAGGGUUAGUUAUUGACCUAUAAAUUACCUUAAAUUGUGGAUCAAGAGAGUCGUAGCUAUUAUAUUGAAACAAACUUUGGAUAGAGCGCAAUAUUUUGUAAGUUUAAAUCAGGCUAGAUUGAAUUUUUACCCUAAAUUGGAUUCUCUGGCUAGUAUGAAAUAGUUAUAAAGCUUAAAGACUCAUUGAAACCAGAUAUUUAAAAUAAGUAUACAUUGAAGGUAAAUGUUUUAGCGAGUGAAUCACUAAAUAUAACUGAAGUAAAUAGAAUCAAAUAGAUCAAAGAAGAGACUAAAGGAUUUUUAAGAGCAAGAAUAAAAAAAGUUACUAAUACUGGUCAUGUAUACAUCCUAUUUAGUGAUAAGAUGCUGCUAUAUGCUAAUUUUUAGAACUAUCUAAAUGAUUCUUUGGAAGUAAUUUUUCCCCCUUUCAUUUUAAACUUAGCUAAGGAUAGUCACGAAAGAUUCGGAAAUCAAAGUAGGAUACGAAGUUAAAUAAUUCUAUGA